AUUUAUUUGAAGUUUAGGACGCCAUUUACAAUUUAGAUAUACAUUUACUUCAAAUAUUACCCGAUCAAUGGUGUGAGUCACUGCACUUGUUACAUUAAGGCUUUGGUUCAUCAACUGCAUGUGGCCCACGAUAUGGAUAAAAUACCCAUGUUUUGGAUUCACUGCACUUGUUACAUGAAUGCCUUGGUUCAUCAACUGCAUUUGGCCCAGGAUACGGAUAAGGAUAUGGAGCCUUCCUACCUGGCUUUGGUUCAUCAACUGCAUUUGGCCCAGGAUAUGGAUAAGGAUAUGGACCCUUCCUUCCUGGCUUUGGUUCAUCAACUGCAUUUGGCCCAGGAUAUGGAUAAGGAUAUGGACCCUUCCUUCCUGGCUUUGGUUCAUCAACUGCAUUUGGCCCAGGAUAUGGAUAAGGAUAUGGACCCUUCCAUGGUUUGGAUUCACUGCAUUGGUCACAUGAAUGCUUCGGUUCAUCAACUGCAUUUGGCCCAGGAUAUGGAUAAGGAUAUGGACCCUUCCUUCCUGGCUUUGGCUCAUCAACUGCAUUUGGCCCAGGAUAUGGAUAAGGAUAUGGACCCUUCCAUGGUUUGGAUUCACUGCAUUGGUCACAUGAAUGCUUCGGUUCAUCAACUGCAUUUGGCCCAGGAUAUGGAUAAGGAUAUGGACCCUUCCUUCCUGGCUUUGGCUCAUCAACUGCAUUUGGCCCAGGAUAUGGAUAAGGAUAUGGACCCUUCCAUGGUUUGGAUUCACUGCAUUGGUCACAUGAAUGCUUCGGUUCAUCAACUGCAUUUGGCCCAGGAUAUGGAUAAGGAUAUGGACUCUUCCUUCCUGGCUUUGGUUCAUCAACUGCAUUUGGCCCGAUAUGAUAAGAUAUGA
Molecule: messenger RNA, 873 nt
Organism: Drosophila teissieri
Lineage: Eukaryota; Metazoa; Arthropoda; Insecta; Diptera; Drosophilidae
Exons: 2
Coding region: 133-873 (246 amino acids)
Source: RefSeq, a predicted model, not a curated record